This is a messenger RNA of Fusarium redolens, 1056 nucleotides long. RefSeq lists its product as uncharacterized. The record is from RefSeq and is a predicted model, not a curated record. NCBI's taxonomy places the organism in Eukaryota, Fungi, Ascomycota, Sordariomycetes, Hypocreales, Nectriaceae. Bases 1 to 1056 code for a protein of 351 amino acids. The transcript is spliced from 2 exons.
AUGUCUCCCCCCGAGCUCCCCUCCAAGCUCGUCACCGUCCCCUGGUGCGAGGGCCUCAACGUCGAGGCCUACUCGCGCAGAUCCGAGCCAUCUCCAGACCCCUUCUCUCUAACCGUCCCCCACGCCAUCAUCCGAAACACUCAUCUCUUUAACCAGCUUCGCUACGCUGAAGAGCUCGACAACCGAUCCCUCAAGGACGUCAUCGGUCCCCUCUGCGAGGAGAUCGCCCAGUAUCAGAAGCAAGACAACAAUGAGAUGUACGGCCUCUCCAAGACCAUCGUCAUCAAGUAUGGAGAGACUUCUCUCCGCGUCAUCCGCCGUAUCUGGGACCUCAACCUUGUCUACAACUCUCGCCCUGAGAUCCCUGACGAUAUUCCUCUUGUUUUCAAGCAGGGUACUUGGGCUGGUACUCUUCGCGACACUGUUCUCUACCGUAUGCACUAUGCCGAGGACUUCAAGAUUGCGAACCACAACCAAUUCAUGAACGGCGUCUACGUCACCGACGUUCUUACUCAAGAUCACCGCGACCGAGUCGAGCGUGUCGCCAAGGAACGUGAGGUUCUGUCCGCUGUGUGGCAGGAAGUGACUGAGAACUCUACUUUCGAAUGCUCCAGCUCUACAUCCCUUGGUAUGACAAAGGAGUCUGCCCUAGAGCUCUGCAUCAAGACUGUCGAAUCCUUUCACGAGACUUCUGAUAGGAUCGCAUUUGACACGGAAUAUGGGCUUCAGGAGGGUGAUGUUGAAGAAAUUCAGCACCGUCAGGCUCGUCAGCUAUUGCAUGUUGCAGCUCGGGCUGCUGCGAAUUGGGAGCCUCGACAACCUGGAUCUUCGGAUAAUAUUCUGGUUGUGUACUGUGAGGACAUGCUCCGACGCCGUAGGAACGAGAUCCGCAAGCAGAAUGCGGAACUGCGAAGGGAGCUUGAGGCCAUUCUGGGAGAUACUCGUGGAGGUCAGGUUGGCAUGGGGAGCGAUGGUGAGAGCGAGUAUGACAGUGAUGAUGAGUCUGAGGAAUCUGAUGAUUCUGAUCUUCCUAUGUUUGAUCACUACGAAAACUAA